UCUAUAUUUUUUCUUCAACAGGUAUCUUUCAGAUGAAGGAAUUGAAACUUGCAUAAAUUCAUCUGAAAAAGUCAAUACGAAUGACAUUAUCCUAGUUGCACUUAAUACAGAUUUAAGAACGAUUGGCAAGAAAUUCCUCCCUAGUGACAUCAAUGGUGGAAAGGUGGAAAAGCUGGAAGGGCCAUGUGUUCUGCAAAUACAAAAAAUACGCAAUGUUUCUGCACCAAAGGAUAAUGAAGAAUCUCAGGCUGCACCCAGAAUGUUACGUUUACAGAUGACCGAUGGACAUACAAGCUGCACAGCUAUAGAAUACAAUAGCAUGUCAAAAAUAAGCUUGAACACUCCACCUGGAACAAAAAUUAAACUUUCUGGAAUUAUUGAAGUAAGAAAUGGAUUCUUGCUGCUGAAUGAUAGUAACACUGCAGUUCUUGGAGGUGAAGUGGAGCAUCUUAUAGAAAAGUGGGAAUUGCAAAGGAGUUUAGCAAAACACAGUAGGAGUAAUAUUGGAACAGAAGGUGGCCCUCCCCCUUUUUUGCCUUUUGGACAGAAAUGUGCAUCUCACAUGCAAGUGGAUAGCAGAGAGCUUGAUCGCAGAAAGACUCUGCAAAUGACAAAUACUGCAAAACCUGUUGCUGACAACGAUGAAUUCGAAAAACAAAGAACAGCUGCCAUCGCAGAAGUAGCGAAGAGCAAGGAGACCAAGACAUUCGGAGGAGGUGGUGGUAACAGCAGAAGUAAUCUUAGUGUAAGUGCUGGAGGGAAUCGAAACAGGGAACUUUUCCAGAAAGAGAAGAUAAUAAAACCUGAGGGAAAAAAUGAAGGUGUCUACAGAGAACUGGUUGAUGAAAAGGCUCUAAAACACAUAACAGAGAUGGGCUUCAGUAAAGAAGCAGCAAGACAGGCACUUAUGGAUAAUAGUAACAACCUAGAGGCAGCAUUAAAUUUUCUUCUGAACAGCAGUAAACAAAAGCCCCUUCAGGGACCACCACCUAGAGGUAAAGGAAAGGGCCGAGGCCGAAUAAGACCUGAAGAUGAAGAAGAGCUAGGAAAUACCAGACCGUCUGCACCAAGCACACUGUUUGAUUUCUUAGAAUCCAAAAUGGGUACUUUAACUGUAGAGGAACCAAAAUUACAAUUUCAACCACCACAUCAAGUACAGCCCAAAGUUAUGAAUACAGAACAGAAUGGCAUCAAAGAAAAUCAUUCAAGGCAUAUUUCUCGCAAUGACAUGAGACAACCAAGGAAUGAGAAGCCCCCUCGUUUUCAAAGAGAUAUUCAGAAUUCAAGGCAGGCUUUGGAAAGUGGGGGAUUACCAAGAAACAGAGGUCCUGAAAGGCACAACUCUUUAGAACAUUGGACAGAGGAGAAAAUUAAAAGUGACAGACAUUAUCCUAGAAAUGAUAGGCCAAAGGAUUUGGGUUAUCCCAUAGCUCAGAGUGAUAUUUCCUUUAAAAAAAGGGAUAACAAUAUACAAAACAGAAUAGGAAAAGGGGUGUCUUUCACGGAAUUCAAGGAGAACUCUGCUGCUCAAGAUACUACCGACAACAAUAACCAGAAACGUGGGAAAAGGGAAAAUCAAAUACACAAUUCUGAAAAUUUUUGUGAUAGGAAAACACGAACAAUAAGUAAUGAAACCUUUAUGGUAAAAAGUGAGCAACAUUUUGGUGUGAAUAAUGAUUACCAAAACCCUGGUAGAACUGAUAAUUUUAAUUCUAUACCGAAUGGAGAUACAGAACAUCAUCAAAAAGGAAGACGAGUAGGGCCUAUCAAAUUGUCAGGACCUACUGUGAUUCCAUCUUAUGAUGACAAGAUUUUGUAUUACAACACUGCACCCAAAAGGAGAUCGGGGCCCAUCAAACCAGAGAAAAUAAUAGAACCAUCAAUUCAUGCAGAGUAUGGAAAAACCUGGAGACCUGGGGAUGAAUGUUUUGCUCUUUAUUGGGAAGACAACAAGUUCUACCGGGCAGAAGUUGAAGCUCUCCAUUCUUCUGGAAUGACUGCAGUUGUUAAAUUCUCUGACUAUGGAAAUUAUGAAGAGGUGCUUCUCAGCAACAUGAGGCCUAUUCAUGCAGACACCUGGGAGGAUGAAGAAGAAACAUAUGAGCAAACUCUAGAAUUCCGCAGAGGAGGUGAUGGUCAACCAAGGCGGUCCACACGACCUACUCAACAAUUUUAUCAGCCCCCAAGAGCUAGAAACUGAUUAAUAAGAAUUAAACGUGAUCUUCUUGGGUUGAUGGAAAAUUCACUGGCAGCUCCAACUUGAUGAAGACUUCUAGAAGAAUUCUGGCUUUUUCCGAGCAACAGGAUGGGACAAAAAAAAGAUGAUAUGACCAGAAGACAUUUGAACUUGAUACUACAAGAGACUUUUUUAAAGUUCUUAGUUAAAUGAAGCUGAAUACUUUUUACAUAUGAAAGAAGCAAAUUCUUUGCUGCCACCAAUAAAACCACAGUGCACUAUUCUA
This is a messenger RNA of Meleagris gallopavo (turkey), 2462 nucleotides long. The record is from RefSeq and is a predicted model, not a curated record. NCBI's taxonomy places the organism in Eukaryota, Metazoa, Chordata, Aves, Galliformes, Phasianidae.